Vitis riparia (riverbank grape) is the source of this 448-nucleotide messenger RNA. RefSeq names its product 60S ribosomal protein L29-1. The transcript has 2 exons. NCBI's taxonomy places the organism in Eukaryota, Viridiplantae, Streptophyta, Magnoliopsida, Vitales, Vitaceae. The coding region runs from base 62 to 247 and encodes 61 amino acids. The record is from RefSeq and is a predicted model, not a curated record. Gene Ontology annotation, cellular component: ribosome; cytosolic large ribosomal subunit. Gene Ontology annotation, molecular function: structural constituent of ribosome. Gene Ontology annotation, biological process: cytoplasmic translation.
GCCGAGAAAACCCUAGAAAACAGAGUCGCUCAUCCUCAUCGUCUCUGUGAUUUCUCUAGAGAUGGCGAAGUCGAAGAACCACACAGCUCACAACCAAUCGUACAAGGCCCACAAGAACGGCAUCAAGAAGCCCCGCAAGCACCGCCACGCUUCCACCAAAGGGAUGGACCCGAAGUUCUUGAGGAACCAGAGGUACGCGAGGAAGCACAACAAGAAGAGCGGUGAAUCCGCCACCGAGGAAGAAUAGACCAACAAUGAUUAGGUCCCAGUUGGGCUCUGUUUUUGUUUUAGAAGUAUAGUGAUUUGACGCUACGCUUUACUUCAUAUUAUUGUGGGAUGUUUUCCUACUUAUGUUUUUGUCUAUGGAUUAGUAGUUCUGUUUGUUGAAAACCUUUUAAUUGCUGAGAUUCUAUGAAGUAGUUGUUGCCAAAAAGUGUUUUUUUAAUUA